AUGUUCGUGGCGCCACGUAUCAACAGACCACGCACAAAUAGCAGGAUGCAGACACUGGGAGUCGUCUAUUUGUCUGCAUCACAAAUAAUUACUUCCGCUCUAGGGAUUCACUUUGGCAAGUACCCAACUGUUGUCAUGCACUCGCCCGGUGUAGUUGUUUUACUGGGUCUGGGAAGGAUCAGCGCUGUUGAUAUCGCUGUGCGAGCUGUCACUCUCAGAAUGGCAGUGAUCGGCAUACUUGCAGCACCCGCCAGCAGGUGCUACACUCCGCGCACGAACUUUCAGCGAUGGCUCACGACUCUGUCGAUGGAGGACUCAUCCAUUGUUUCACCCUUGGACUGCAACGACGAACACUUCGCUGUGUUACUUACCCAAGCAACGGCUGAGAGCUCACACUUGUUAAAGGGAAACUGA
Messenger RNA from Pseudovirgaria hyperparasitica, 414 nucleotides. RefSeq lists its product as uncharacterized. The coding region runs from base 1 to 414 and encodes 137 amino acids. The transcript has a single exon. Lineage: Eukaryota; Fungi; Ascomycota; Dothideomycetes; Acrospermales; Acrospermaceae. The record is from RefSeq and is a predicted model, not a curated record.